Messenger RNA from Phyllostomus discolor (pale spear-nosed bat), 2711 nucleotides. RefSeq names its product myelin regulatory factor like (gene MYRFL). Gene Ontology annotation, cellular component: endoplasmic reticulum membrane; nucleus. Gene Ontology annotation, molecular function: sequence-specific DNA binding; DNA-binding transcription factor activity. The record is from RefSeq and is a predicted model, not a curated record. Lineage: Eukaryota; Metazoa; Chordata; Mammalia; Chiroptera; Phyllostomidae. Gene Ontology annotation, biological process: positive regulation of DNA-templated transcription; protein autoprocessing.
AUGAAACCGGAGGCCAGUGGCGCUUUGGGGAACUCGUCCCUAGACACAAGUGUGCUGGAGGAGUUCUCUGGCAAUGAUUUCAAUGUGGGCGCCUUCCGACCCGCGCCAGCCCUGCGCCUGCUCGGCUCGGGGUCUCCUACCAGUCUGGAUGACACGCCAGCUCCCUCUCCCUGCGCUACAUCAGACUCCUACUCUCCUCCACAGGUCAAAGGUGCAUGCUGCCGGACUCUGAGGACACCGGCUGCUGUCCACCACUUGGCUGCCGCACCCAACACACUGCCUGCACACCCCGCGCAGUGUCCUGACCUGAGCGACGCAAGCCUUAUUCACAGAGGCUCUCACAACUGCUACCCAGAAGCCGGUCAACCCACGACCGCCCUGGAUCAGUCUGUGCCCUCUCAUCUGGGGACAAGUUGUUCUUACCAUUAGCAGCCUCUGUGCCUCAACACUGGGUGUGAAAUGUAUACCUGCAUGGACCUAGUUUUGCAGGACCCCUGGGACUGUCCAGUGUGGGCCCGGGACUCUGGACCAAUGAUGAGCAGGAGUCACAGCAGCGAAAUGCAAGACCAUGACAGUGAGGCUGCUGACCAGGGCUCUCAGGCUCUGAAGUGGCAGCCAUACCAAAGUGUUCCUUGGCAUAGUUUAUUGAAUGGCCAUUAUGAAAAACUACCCAAUGUAGGCUUCCGAGUUGUCGCAAACAAAGGGUUCAAUUUUUAACUGGCAGAUGAAGCUUCUGUUUGCCAAAAGAAGAACCAUUUCCAGAUAACCAUUUGUAUCCAAGUUUGGGGAAGUGCAAAAUUUGUCAAAACCCAUGAGCCAAUAGACAUGUUUUACUUGAAAGCUUUCGGGGUUAAGGCAGAAGCCACCAAUCAAGUAAUUGCUAUUGAACAAUCCCAAGCAGAUAGAAGCAAAAAGAUUUUCAAUCCUGUGAAAAUUGACUUACUGGCCAACCACGUCCCCAAAGUAACAUUGGGCCAACUACGCUUCAGUGAAACCACAGCAAAUAACAUGAGACAGGAAGGGAAACCAAAUCCUGACCAGAGAAACUGCAGGUGGGUGGUUGGACUGCAGGCUGCUCACCAAGGCCAGUUCUAUCUGCUGUCUGCCCACAUCUCCAAAGGGAUCAUUGUAAAGGCCUCUAACCCUGGGCAAUUUGAAAAUGACAGUGAUCCAUUAAGGCAGCGAGGACAAGUUCCAGAAUCUGUUGUCUGUUAUGGUCGAGUGGGAAUAAACACAGAUGCCCCGGAGGAGGCCCUGGUCGUCUGUGGCAACAUGAAAGUGAUGGGGAUAAUAAUGCAUCCCUCUGACAGCUGGGCAAAGCAGAAUAUCCAGGAGGUUGACACAAACAAAGAGCUGAGAAGAAUAGCCCAAAUGAGGGUCGUUGAAUGUGACCACAAACCUGAGUUCGCGUCUGCGAUGGGCAUAAAUGCUGCCCAUCAAACAGGUACACAUGCACAUUCCCUACUUAAUUUUGUAUUAGAUCCCAGAGCCGUGAGAGAAGUAGGUGAUAUCACCUGCAAAAACGGAGAGAUGCUGCAGAAUUUCCUCAUGGUCGAUAAGGACUGGAUCUUUAUGGAAAAUGCAGGUGCAGUGAAGCAGCUCUGCAAACUAACCAACGACCUUGAAGAAAGAAUAGAGGCGUUAGAAAUAUGCAACUGAAAGCUGGCCAGGCUAAAGCGGCUCAGUAGCUGGAAGCCCUCAGCCAGUGAAGCCAGCUCAAUCAGCAAAUUUAGCAGAGCUGUUAGAGCUCCUCCAAGAAGGGCCAUUCCCAAAAGAUCCAACAAGGUUUAUUCUGCAGGAAGAAAACGGUGGUGUCCCACCUGGGUGUCCCAGACUGUGGCUAUCACUCUCAUUGCUGUGAUGGCAUUUGGUGCCUUGAUGAUAGUCUCCCUUUACAUACUUAGCUUGAAAGAUCAAGACCGACGUGACCCAAGUCUCCUCCCGAGCAAUAUCACAAGCUCUCAGGAGCCGGCCCUGCUGCCCACAGCCACCUCCUCCUCCUCAGUGCCUACGAUGACGUCUCUGGCUGCCACAGAAUCCUUCUUCCAAAUUCCAGCAAUCACUUUCUGUGAGAUCCUGCCACGUCGGGAGAUCUAUUGCUGUCCCGUCUGGGGAACAAGAAGAAUCCUCUCCAGUCCUGUGUGAAGACAGUCCAAGGAAAUGGAACCUCAUCAGAGGUUAUGGGCAGCAGACAGACACACGCCAUUCUUGGCAGGAGAUGAGCUAACUAGCCCUGACCUGGGGAGUGACUGGGUCGAUACAACUGUCAGUUCUAUUCAGAUUCUGGAAAUCCAGCAAAUAAUAGAUGGUUGGUAUUGCAGUAGAAGGUUCCAUUGUGGGUCUGGAAAUUACAAUUACGAUAUUCCUGUUAAUAAGCACGCACCCACCAAUGUCAAAUUCUCUCUGAAAAUCAACACAGCAGAGCCAUUGAUAGUCUUCCAGUGCAGAUUCACCCUUGGAAAUAUAUGUUUCCAGAGGGAAAGAGAAGCCAAAGGGGUGUGGAACUACGGAGAAGUCUCCCAGGAGACGAAGCAGGGAGAUCAGCACAUUUGGAGCCUCCCUGCAGCCCGGUUCUUCGAGAGCGCAUACCAUUUCCGUGUAGCUGCACCGGAUUUAUCUGACUGUUCAACGGACCCUUAUUUUGCUGGGAUCUUCUUUACAGGUUACUUCUUUUAUUUCUAUCAACACUGUGCCUAAUUUGUUCAAGUCUG